Molecule: messenger RNA, 2219 nt
Organism: Tachysurus vachellii
Lineage: Eukaryota; Metazoa; Chordata; Actinopteri; Siluriformes; Bagridae
Product: EF-hand and coiled-coil domain-containing protein 1
Exons: 7
Coding region: 270-2018 (582 amino acids)
Source: RefSeq, a predicted model, not a curated record
AGUUCAGGACUCGAACCUGAGCUGAGAGGUGAAAUGCCUGGGCGAGGCUCAGAGCCUUUACAAGUCAGAGCUUCAUCUCAUCUGUCAGUCCUUCGGGUGGAGGCAGAAUCCUGGAGGUGUUAAAGCGCGCGCACUGAAUCUUUUUCUCUCCGUUUCUACAGCAGUUUAUUUCUAGGUUUAUUAAUAACUUCAUUGUCUGAUGCAUUCAUCAAGAGCUGCCACUGAUUUCUCAUCGACUUGCACGUGAUUUUAUAAUUUUAAUCACCUAAAUGUCUCGAGCGUGUGCGCCACAGCAGCCGAUUCGCGCCGCGCGUAAAACCGAGUGGCUGCGCUGCGCUCUUGCGCACCAUUUCUCCCGUGAGCCCAGCGGAGUAGACAACGAGAUCGUGGUGCUGGCAACCGGCAUCGACCAGUACCUGCAAGAGGUCUUCCACCACCUCGCUUACACCGGCAGCAGCGGCAGCAGUGAUGUGGUGUCCGAACAGGACUUCAAUCUGCUCUGCUCGGUACUCGGUGUGAGCAAGGAGAAGAAGGAGGAAGAGGAUGAGGACCGAACGCGCGAGGACCGGGACGUGUGUACGGCUCUUUCUCCCGCGCUCAGCUUCAGGGAGUUUCACUCGCGCCUCUGUGGUUUCUUCGCCGUCCGAGCGCAAGACUCGCCAACAUCCGCGCGCCUUCCGGUCAGCGUGGAAACGGAGCACGUGGAGCGCGAGAUCAGGCUCCGGUGGCCGCGCACGCGGCGAAGAAAGUGCGUCAGCUUCGACUUAAGCCGGGAAACGAGCGCUGGAAACAGGACGUCACGCGACAGGACGGAAAAUCCAACGGAAUCCAUACAAGCAGGACAGAAAGUUCAGCAGAGAUCCUGGCAGGAGCAGGUGGAGAUGGAGAACUGCGGUCUGAGAGAGCUUGUUGAAGACCUGCGUUCGGCUCUCCAGAGCAGCGACGCUCGAUGCAUGUCCCUUGAGGUGGCUCUGAAGAGGGAGCGUCUGUACACACCUGCCAGAAACUCUCCACAAAUCACUGAAAGGCAAACCUGCUUCGCUGGCAGCGAGCCCAAACCGAGACAAACUAAACAAACCAGGCGCACAAAGGACCUGCUCAGAGAGCUAGCGUUGAUCCGUGCUUCACGUGACGGACAGCUGGAGGAGGCGAUGAGGUUCAACCAGAGGCUGGAGGAGGAGCUGUUAUCUGCCUUUGGCGAGGUCAGCAGGCUGGAAGAAACGGUUGCGAGGCUGAGAAGAGAGAGCGCCGAGAUCAAGAGGAGGGCGGAGGAGGCACGGGCGGCUCUUGCUGCAGGUCUGGCAUGGGUCAAAGACAUCCAGGAUCAGGCGCAGCAAGUCAGGCCACUGCAGGAGAAAGUCCAAAAGCUCGAGGUGGAACUGGAGACGCUCAGAUUUCAGUGCGCCUGCAGGACUGAGAGUGAAAGAGGACCCGAACCUCCGGUCGAGUCUGUGGAUCCCAGGGCACGGGUGAUUCCCACAGGCAGAGACGAGGCGCUCAUCAAGGAGGAAGGAGAAGAAGCCCUGCAGAGGGCGGUGGAGGGUCGAGCAGCCUCAGACGAGGAGGAGGAGGUGAAGGGGAACGAGGAAGGCCAGUGCUGUCUGCUGGAGGUGAAGAGACUUAUUAACAAACUCUACAACUGCGCAAAGGGAUGUCAGAAGAUGGCGCUGUGUCAUCUGCUCCUGUCCCAGAUCUCUACAGGACAUCACAACAGUCCCAUCAGCUGCUCUGAGACACCAGAGACAAAGACAAAGGGACGAAGACACCACGUGAUUCUGGACGAAAAGAAACCUGAUAAAAGAAUCUCGCGUAGAACUCUGAGUAAAAUCCUGCUGAACACGCUAAAUCUCUGCAACUCCAAAGGCCAAGAAUGGAUCCCUGUCUUCCAGGUGGUGGAGGCUCUUUGUCAGCAGCUGAUCUCCAGCGAACUGGUGUGUGUAGAUGGAGACGUUACAACGUGGCGAGGUGUGAACCCACAUCACCAGAACACCACAAACCCUCUCCUCAUCUCCUGCUGACUCUCUCGUCUGUUAACCCAGGGAAGCGGUGUGAAGGGGUUAAGGCUCCUAAUUGGCUGAUAUCUUUGAGGAAGAUCCUUAAAUCCAGACCUUGUGAGCUGUUUGGAUAAAACCUUAAUGUUUUAAACAUAAAUCUAAACCUGUGUGUAUGAUCAUGUAUCUAAUUUGUUUCUCAGAAUUAUACGUAUGUAAGAAUACAAA